Messenger RNA from Staurois parvus, 1194 nucleotides. The record is from the annotation of a GenBank genome assembly. Lineage: Eukaryota; Metazoa; Chordata; Amphibia; Anura; Ranidae.
GGUGAAUCUGGUCUGGGAAAGUCGACUCUAAUAAAUUCACUCUUCUUAACGGAUUUAUAUGCUCCGGAUUAUCCUGGUCCAUCGCACAGAAUUAAGAAGACGGUUCAGGUCGAACAGUCAAAAGUGCUAAUUAAAGAAGGUGGAGUUCAGCUGCUUCUCACAAUAGUGGACACACCCGGGUUUGGCGAUGCGGUGGAUAAUAGCAACUGUUGGCAGCCGGUUAUUGACUAUAUUGACAGUAAAUUUGAAGACUACCUUAAUGCAGAAUCUCGCGUAAACAGACGUCAGAUGCCAGACAACCGUGUGCACUGUUGUUUGUACUUCAUUGCACCUUCAGGCCACGGGGAUAUUAACUGCUCUUCUCUCAAUAUCGGUAACCCCGCCUCUUUUAGACUGAAACCAUUGGACAUAGAGUUCAUGAAACGUUUGCAUGAAAAAGUCAAUAUCAUUCCACUCAUUGCAAAAGCUGACACCCUCACACCAGAGGAAUGCCAACAGUUUAAAAAACAGAUAAUGAAAGAAAUUCAGGAGCACAAAAUGAAGAUUUAUGAAUUUCCAGAAACAGAUGAUGAAGAAGAAAAUAAGCUGGUGAAAAAAAUAAAGGACCGUUUACCUCUUGCUGUUGUGGGUAGCAAUACUAUCAUAGAAGUGAAUGGCAAAAGAGUAAGAGGAAGACAAUAUCCAUGGGGAGUUGCAGAAGUUGAAAACAGUGAACACUGCGACUUCACUAUUCUGCGGAACAUGUUGAUAAGGACACAUAUGCAAGAUCUGAAGGAUGUCACCAACAAUGUACAUUAUGAAAACUACAGGAGCAGAAAGUUAGCAGCUGUGACUUACAAUGGUGUGGACAACAACAAAAACAAAGGGCAGCUUACAAAGAGCCCAUUGGCUCAGAUGGAAGAAGAACGAAGGGAACAUGUGGCCAAAAUGAAGAAAAUGGAGAUGGAAAUGGAACAGGUAUUUGAGAUGAAAGUCAAAGAAAAGGUUCAGAAGCUGAAGGACUCUGAAGCAGAACUGCAACGACGCCAUGAGCAGAUGAAAAAGAACCUUGAGGCUCAGCACAAAGAAUUGGAAGAAAAGAGACGCCAGUUUGAGGAAGAGAAGGUCAACUGGGAGACUCAGCAACGUAUACUGGAACAGCAGAAUUCUUCAAGGACCUUGGAGAAAAACAAGAAGAAAGGGAAGAUCUUUUAA